UUCAUACUGACUUUAGUCAUGAGGUGACUUAAAAACAAAAAUGUGUUUAAAACAAAAAUCCAAAUUUGGGGAAGGGUCAUUAUGUUUUACCUCUACAUGCUAAUGUUUCACUGUACCUUUUAAUUGUACUACCAAAAAGAGGUUGCCGUUGUGCCUGCUUAUCUGCAGCAUGUUUUACAAAAAGGUGUCUUUAGUAGUGGAUUGACAGUAACUAAACACUUGUUUUAGUUUUUGCUUGCUUCUGAACCAUUGCUUUCUCAGUAAUUUAAGCUACUCAAAAGGUGGUUAUCAGGGUUUGUUUGUUUGUUUUUUCUAACUACCUUUUUAAUACUUAAUGAAAGAUUCCAUAGCAAACCAGAGCCAAGAUUAAAACAUUUAAGUAUAAUUGUUCCUUGAUUAUUAUAGCUUUACAAGAUUUUUAAUUUCCCAAGAGGCAGUCUGUUUGGCCCAUCUUUGACUAUUUUAAUACCACUGUUAAUUAGUUCUGUUGGAAAACUGGAUGGUCAGUGAAGGAAGAGUUAAGUAAGAUGGGACAAGGGCAGUUACAGAAAUCAAUUAUAUUAAUAUAAUAUUAAUAUUACAUAUUGAUCAAUCAAAUAGGAAGACCUUCAGAGUUUAGUCAAAAGGAAGGCCAAAAUAGGUAUUUGGUGGGAGGAAAUUGAUGUGUUGGCACAGUAAUGCCCAGAAUAUUAAACAUGGGCUCUCAAGUUUUAUUGCAGUGUUAUUCAGAUCACUGUUGUGCAUAACCUUGAAAAAGUCGAUAUUACCUGAGCCUCAGUUACUUUACUUGUAAAAUGGGUAUAACUUAGCCAGCUGGUUUCUAAUUUGGUUUUUAUAUAAUAAUGUUAGGUAAAGCAUUUAGCAUAGUUUUACAUAAUCUUAUUUCAAAACUUUCCAGAUCUUAUUUUUAGGAUCACAGUAAUACUUCUUCUCAAUACUUUAGCAUGUCUGCUCUACAAUAAAUCUAACCAAGACAAUCAGUUGCAGUUAAAAAUGAUCCUAGAAUAUGUACUUUUUACCUAGAGUAUUCUUAGGGCUGCACCCAAGGCAUGUGGAGGUUCCCAGGUUAAGGGUUGAAUGGGAGCCAUAGCCGCAGGCCUACACCACAGCAAUGCGGGAUCCUUCAACCCACGGAGUGAGGCCAAGGAUUGAACCUGCAUCCUCAUGGAUACUAGUUGGGUUCUAAACCCGCUGAGCCACAACAGGAACUCCUUUAAUCUAGAAUUCUUAUUAAAGAUCUGAUGCAUAGCAAAAGCACCAUUCAUUGGUCUCUACUUAAUGUAGUCUUGUAUUCACAAGACUCUCUCACUUUUAAAAACUGCCUGUUAUAUAUCUGAAAAUCUUAAACUCUUCUCAGUGAUGUGCAAAACAAUGUUGUCUUAAAGGGACCUUUUUGUUUAUUCUACAUACUUAGUCUUACUGGUAAAGUCCUUGAAAUGGAUGACCCAUGCUGUUUCUAUUUUUGAGACACAAAACUGUCUUCUCAUCUAGGUGUUCCCUUAUAUUCCAUACCAUGUAUGGGUUUCUGGACUUCACUGUACCUUUCAUCAUAUUCAUUUAGUCUCUAGGGUACCAGUCCCUAGUCUGCUGAGCCAGUUUUACAGGCUCAGCCAAAAUGAGAAAAUGAAAUUAAGCAUAGUGAUGGACUGGCUUAAUCACUUGUGAAAGUUCUGUUUUUUUACUUCUUGCUCUUAACUAUUUCAGUUCUUGAUUUCAAACCUGGUGCCUGGCUCCCCGCCCCAUUUUCUUUUUCCCUUUUUUUAAAGGCUACAUUAAAUGAAUUUAGAAUCCCCGUAUUUUAGGAGAAAUUUAGUGGAAUACUCCUGUCUCUUGUUACUCAAAAACACCCACAGAAUCAUCUGAGAGCUUAUUAGAAAUGUGAAUGUUAAGUAGUUACCUUUGUGGCUUAACGGGUUAAGAACCUAUCUAGGAUCUAUGAGGAUUCAGUUUUGACUCCUGGCCUCUCACUGAAUUAAGGAUCCAGCAUUGCUCAGAGCUGUAGAUCAGAAUGGCUCAGAUCCUGCGUGGCUGUGGCUGUGUGAUAGGCAGCUGUUGCUCCAAUUCAACCCCCAGCCUAGAAACUUCCAUAUGCGCAGGUGUGGCCCUAAAGAGACAAAAAAAAAGAAAAAAAAAGAUGUCAAAUGUUAGGCUCUGUCCUAGAAUCUCAAUCAGAAUAUGUUUUAACUUCUCCAGCUAUUUUGCAUGCGUAUUAAUUUUUGAAAAGCACUGCUAUAGUCCAUCCUCUGGUUUUAUUUCUGAAAGGAAACAAAUGUUUUAAUUCUUGUGUUCAAAGGGCUCAGAAUUAGGACAAAAACCUGUGCUUUAGAUAUGUUUAAAAUUGGGGGAUACAAAAAAAUGUGAAGGUGGCAUGUGUGGGAUCUGCAAAUACAGCAGACCAUCGAGUUCUAAUGAGGGAAAUUUUGGUUUUGUUCUGAAGGCAAUGAUAAUUUAUUGAAUGCACUGUGCCAGACAUGGUUCCAAAUAUUUCACUCAAGUUAAUCAUAAUCAUCCCAUGUGGGUGCCAAUUUAUUAUCACCUCUUUAAGACAGAAGCACAAUAAAUCACAGCAAUUGCAGCCAGCUUUCAAAUCCUGGUAGUUAAGGGAGAAGAGGGAUUCCAGAAAGGAACAAUCAAUGCAGCAAUGACAAAUGGAGGUCAGGUUUGCUAAGAGCUUGAAAAAUCCCCACUGGAUUUGGCAACUGGAUCGAUCACUGGUUUAUUUAGUAAGUGCAAUUUUAACUGAAAGAUUAAGAUGGUUUUAGGAAAGGGGGUGAGGAAGAAUUGAAUCCACAUUUUUCUUAAAAGUGUGAAAGGAAGCGGAAACUCCAGGGUGAAGUGGGCAGUGGGACCUGGGUUUUAACUCUGGCUCUGCCAUUUCUCUGUGAUGUGAAAUCAGCUGUGCUAGAUUGUCCAAGGAAGCCUGUUUCCUCAUUAAGUAACAUGGGAUUAAUACCUACUUCAUAGGGUUGUUAAUAGGCUGAGAAGCUACAGCUAAGAGAUCAAAAAUGAAAAGGGUCCAUAAAGACAGUAAACAGUGGUCUGUGGUUUCACAGCUUCUUGUGUCUAGGGCUCACUUCUCAAAGUGACACCUAGAAUUUCCAUCUGGAGGAGUUUAGAAACAAUCUUAGAAAGUGGUUGCUAAGACUGAUUUUUGUCUUAGCAAGCAUGCUGAUUCCUUGCCUAGGGGUUAUUAGGGAAAAGGCCUUUGGAGAUCAUGGGACGCUUUAGCCCUUACAAGCCGCCUUUGCAAGGCUCCCUUGGCGCAGAUACUUAUCGAGGGCUCUCUGGCGACUCCAGAGCCCUCUGAAUUUUCUUAGGAGGCAUGUGUACGACGGCCUCGAACCAUUUCCUCGGACUCCACCCAUGUGCCUGCUUCCCCUCCCCCACCAGUGGAGCCAGGGUCUCCUGCGCAUGCUCGGGAGCAGGACAACCCAGGCGCCUCCAGGCAACCGAACGCCAGCCUCGGCCCAGGGAGCUAGGAGGCCGCCAUGGAGCAGCCAACCAUCACCGUGACCUCCACUGCCGUAAGGGAAGACCUGAGGCGUGGCCAUUGUGGUUCCUUAGCCUCGAAACCAACCCAGAAGACAUCAUCUUUGGAAAGAGAAGGAUGGUGGAGAAUAGCAUUAACAAACACUCCUAAUCCUGGCACUUACCACUUGAAAACCUUUAUUGAAGAAUCUCUAUUAAAUCCAGUGAUAGCAACCUACGGUUUUAAAAACGAAGGACGGGGAAAACCACCUCUCGUGCAAAGAAACGAUCCAGUACCAAAUGACCUUCCCCAGUACAUGCCUCCUGACUUCUUGGACUUGUUAAAGAAGCAAAUAGCCACUUACUCAUUUAAAGACAAACCGCGAUCAAGUCCCAGCACGCUGGUUUACAGAGAUCAGUCAGUUAAGCUUUCACCAGGGCAAUACGAUCUACUUCCUGCACCAGUUCCUAAGUACGCUUCCAGGAGCUUCAUAUUUCGUUCUACAGUUCAAAGAUUUCCAACAGGCUGCUUCACUCCUCGUGAAGGCCCGGGCCCAGGUCAUUAUGACUUGAAAAUACCUAUGGCGAGUUCUGUUACUUCUUGCUUUCAAUCCAGAGUACCUCGAUUCUUGCCUCCCUGUUCAAAAACCCCAGGCCCAGGAGCAUACACGUCUUCAGCACAGUUCCCCAGGCAGCCCCGGACCGUAGCCAAGAUGGGCCGAGAACACAGCCUUUUCUUCAACAACACAAUUGGCUUUUAAAAUAGAUCCUUCUUGGCCCUAAGUGAGUUUCCGUAAGUUCUUAUGUUUAGAAAACGCUUAUUUUGUCUAUUCUUUAGGAGGGUUUGACCACAGACCAUAAUCCUUUGCCCAAGAUGACCAUCCAGCCCGCUGAUCUGGAAUAGUCCCAGCAAAAUUUCCAGCUCGCUCUCAGACGUCUCUUGGUUUGAACAAUAAAUUAUAUGCUCACUCUG
Sus scrofa (pig) is the source of this 4441-nucleotide messenger RNA. It is a transcript of the gene STPG4, whose product is annotated as sperm-tail PG-rich repeat containing 4. Gene Ontology annotation, cellular component: female pronucleus; male pronucleus; germinal vesicle. The record is from RefSeq and is a predicted model, not a curated record. Gene Ontology annotation, biological process: epigenetic programing of male pronucleus. Lineage: Eukaryota; Metazoa; Chordata; Mammalia; Artiodactyla; Suidae. Gene Ontology annotation, molecular function: histone binding; chromatin binding.